AUGAGGCCACGCACACUCGCAAGCGGCAGCGUAAUUCUCGCUGCCGGUCUGUCAUACGCUCAGGACGAAACAGGGGAGAAUCCGGGUUGGCCGCGAUGGUGUGGCAAGGUCUACGCGAGUGGGUAUCCGUCCUUCGAGCCGGGCGGGCACACGACGGAGCCUGCGCCGGCGAAUCCGGAUGGUGCAUUGAAUCUGCACGUGCAGUUCAAACCGCGACAUAGCAUCUAUCUCGAGGGAGAGACGCAAGGGUCUUUUGUGGUCAAUGCCGCCCUCUCGCCGUGGUUCGGCGAACUAUGGACGGACACCACAGCUACCAACGAGGGAUCAACCGCCGAGCUCGCUUUCACGAUUAGUCUCACAUCCGAAGACGGCGACGCCAACGCACCCCUCGUCGAGAGCAGCAUACCUAUCGACACAACUGGAGCCGUAUUCGACUUUUCCCUGGAGGGCCUCGAGCCCCGCACGUCGCCGUACACAGUCGUGUUCUCGGGGCGAGCCGGCAACGGCUACAACUACACGGCGACGAGUGAGCUACGGUUCCUGCCAGAAAUAGCGCCGGGGCACAGCGCGACCAAGAUCGACAACCUAAACGGGGGAAUACUGUUUCGCAACGAGCAGACGGGCGGCGAGUUCGUGCCGCUGCUGCCGUACGGAUACUACGGCCUGUAUAAUGGGUCGAACAGCACGGCCGAGAGCGAAGCGUUCGUACACGAGUACACGAGCGGCGGCGAGGGCCUCAACGCGAUCGUGUCGCUGGCCGGGUUUGCCGACACGAACCCUGUGUACGACAGCAUGGACGCGUCGACGAUGCGGUUCAUGUUCGAUCUCCGAGGCUCGUACAAGGACCUCGAGGUGGUCGAGAGGCGGGUUAAUACUAUCAAGAACCAUAGCUCGUUGUUCGCGUACUGGACUGCCGACGAACCUGACGGCUGGCAAGUCCCGUUUGAUCUGCCGCCGGCGGCGCAGGCCCUGAUCCACGAGCUGGACCCGUACCACCCGGUUGCAGUGACGCUCAACUGCCAGGACUACUACUUCGCCGAGUACUCGUCGGGGGCGGACAUCCUGAUGGCGGACCCGUACCCGAUCGGGAUCAACACGACCUGGACGAAGUGGGGCACGACAUGCAACGCGACGUUGGGCGACUGCGGCUGCGACAACUGCGUCGGCGACGGCGUGCGCGACGUAGCGCGUCGCUUUGACGACCUGCAGCGAUACGAGCGGUGGCUCGGCCGCUGGCCGCUGGCCAAGUUCCACAAUCCGCAGGUCUUCCACAGCGAUGACUACUGGGCCCGCGACCCGACGACGGGGGAGGCAUUCGUGAUGAACGCGCUCGCUUUCAAUCGCGGCAUCACGGGCAUCUUCGGUUGGACGUGGCCCAGCAGCCAGGAGCUUUUCGACGCGCACUCGCGCAUGGCGGCCGCGGUUACGAAGCCGCCCGUCAGCGAUUUCCUGCUCGGCGGCCAGCCCGUCGGUAGGAUUCUAGUCACGGUGCCGGCCGGUCAGAGUGUGGAUGAAGAGCUCUUGGAGGGGUCGUAUUGGGUGAGCGGACACCAGGUACUGGUCAGCAUAGUCAAUGCUGGGACUGUCGAUAUCAACGAGCGCCCUACGGUAGCACUGCCAGUGCCUGUAGCAGGUAUCGCGGCUGUACCGUUCGGCGACCUCGCCUGGGAGUUGCAGGAUGGCCAACUUGCUAUUGACGCGUUACCCGCCAUGUCCGUUAGCUUCGUAAUCCUGGAUCUGGAGGAGAGGUAA
Molecule: messenger RNA, 1752 nt
Organism: Durotheca rogersii
Lineage: Eukaryota; Fungi; Ascomycota; Sordariomycetes; Xylariales; Xylariaceae
Exons: 2
Coding region: 1-1752 (583 amino acids)
Source: RefSeq, a predicted model, not a curated record